UGUUUCUCCGUCGUUCCUGCCCUCCCGUGCCCUACCUGUCACGCCUCGCUGCACCCCGACACUUCCCGCCCACUUCCUGCAGGAGAUAAUCAGCCGAGCGGCCAGCAAGCUUUCUUCAAGCUCUACAGCGCAGGCACCACCCCGCCACCCCACCCCACCUCGUCGCCAUUGUGUCUUGCUGGCCCGCUCAGCGAUGCCCUGAGUGUGGGCUUGAUUUCUAGAGGAUCUGUGGACCAAGCAGACAGAUUUGGUGGGCUGGAAGUGAAGACCGCAGAGAUGCCACAGAUGGUAUUCCUACAUGACAACGUCACUAUAGUCUGUGAAAUCCCUGGUUUACCCCACCUGGACGUAACAACUGUGGGAAUCAUCUGGUCCUUGAAGAAUGAAUGGCAUGAAGCCGAGGUCCCCAUCUAUGAGUUUUAUGGAAAUCACCGCAAGGCAUUCCGACCUGGAGCCAGUGUGUCAUUGUUGGGGCUAGAAUGGGGAGAUGCCUCCCUCCAUCUGCCCAGGAUCGAGCUGAGUGAAGCAGGAGAAUACCAGUGCAAGCUGGUGGUCACCCCCGAUCAGGCAGAGGGAACAACCAGGCUAGAUGUCGUGGCUUACCCAGUCAUGGCAUUGUUUGUGAAAGCAGCUUCAGAGAGAAAUGGUGAAGGGCAGCGCAUUAUAUGCAAGCUGGAUGGAUUCUACCCAGAAGCCUUUGACAUAAAGUGGGAGAGAGGCACCCUGAAGGAUCCCCACUUCCGAGUGAUUACUGACGGCAUCGUCACUGGUCCCACGGUGAAGAAUGAUGAUGGCACCUUCAGUGUUACCAGCUCCUUGGCCCUGAAACCAGCUCUGGAAGAUCGUGGGAUUAUCUACCACUGUGUGGUGUCACACAAAUCCUUGCUUGUUCCCAAGAAGCUCAAUCUCACACUGCCUGAGAAAGGAUCUAUGGAGAUAUAUGUUACUAUUGUUUCUCCCAGUGUUCUACUGGGUUUAGUGCUAAUUCUCUACUGGCUCUGGAGAUGCUGCUAUGCGGGUGCUGCUUAGCACUUAGCAGGAACCCUGGAGUGAAAAGGGCACAAAGCCCAUGACUUGGCCUGAAUCUUGCAUCCAUUUCUUCUGUCUUUACUUCGUCCGUCAGUGUCCUUCACGAGUCGACAGCUCCAACUGUGUGACAUGCUGUCAGCUGAGAAAAUUUAAGCUGUCAUUUAAAGAUCAAUUUUUAGGAUUAUUUUCUAUGUGAUAUUACUAAUCAUGAAAACACAGUAUGACAAAACUUCCAAUAAAAGCAGUCUGCAAGGGA
This is a messenger RNA of Myodes glareolus (Bank vole), 1285 nucleotides long. The record is from RefSeq and is a predicted model, not a curated record. NCBI's taxonomy places the organism in Eukaryota, Metazoa, Chordata, Mammalia, Rodentia, Cricetidae.